Molecule: messenger RNA, 1527 nt
Organism: Rotaria sp. Silwood2
Lineage: Eukaryota; Metazoa; Rotifera; Eurotatoria; Philodinida; Philodinidae
Source: the annotation of a GenBank genome assembly
AUGAUUUUAAAUACAAUUGAUUCCGAUACUCUUCGCCUUCAAUCUCUUGGUUAUAAACAAGAAUUAAGACGAGGUUUUACUCGUUUAACUAAUUAUGGAAUGUCAUUAUCAGUUAUUAGUAUUACAUCUGGUUUUACAUCAUUAUUUUCAUAUGGUAUGACAACAGGUGGCCCAGUUGUUAUGAUAUGGGGAUGGAUUGUAGUUUGUUUUUUUACUCUUUUUGUUGGUUUUGGUAUGGCAGAAAUAUGUUCAGCUUAUCCAACAUCAGGUGCUCUUUAUUAUUGGACAGGUAUACUUGUACCACAACGACAUAAAGCAUUAGCAAGUUGGUUUACUGGAUGGUUUAAUUUAAUUGGACAAUUUGCUAUAAUAGCUACCAUUGAUUUUGGUCUAUCUAUGUUGAUAGCAAGUGUUAUUUCAUUAAGUUUAAAUUUUCAAUGGUCACCUGAACCAUAUCAUAUUAUUCUUAUACAUCUCGUAAUCAUAAUAAGCCAUGGAAUAUGUAAUUCAUUAGGAAUACAUUUUCUUUCUUGGUUAACAUAUAUAUCAACAUGGUGGCAACUAUUAGCACCGAUUAUUGUUUCGUUAGCACUUCUUAUUAGUGCUAAACCAGGUCAUCAAUCACUUAAAUUUGUUUUUACAGAAUUUAAAAAUGAAACUGGAUGGACAAAUAAAAUUUAUGUUAUUUUAAUUGGUCUUUUACCAGCUCAAUAUGUUCUUACCGGUUAUGAUGCAUCAGCUCAUAUGACAGAAGAAACUAAAAAUGCUGAUAAAGCUAGUCCAUGGGGUAUGAUUAGUGCUAUAUUAGUAUCUACGAUUAUUGGAUGGCUUUUUCUUAUUGCAUUUUUCUUUGGUAUACAUGAUUAUGAAGCUACAAUAAGAACAUCAACUGGUUUUCCAAUAAUACAAAUUUUACUUGAUAAUUUUAAUAAAGAGUUAACAUUAUUUUUUAUGUGUCUACUUUUAAUAGCAUGUUGGUUUUGUGGUUUAACUUCAGUAACAACAAAUUCAAGAAUGAUUUAUGCUUUUAGUCGUGAUAAUGCUAUGCCCGGUUCUCGUUGGUGGCAUACAAUUCAUCCUCGUAUAUCAUGUCCACUUAAUGCUGUUUGGUUAUCAUGUUUUAUUGCAUUUCUUCUUACACUUCCUUAUCUAGGUAAUACAAUUGCUUUUGUGGCUAUUACAAAUCUAUCUACUAUUUGUUUAUAUAUAUCAUAUAUUUUGCCUAUUGUGUGUAAACUUCUUUAUCCGAAUGCAUUUCUUCGUGGUCCAUUUCAUCUUGGAAUAUUUUCAACAUUUAUUAAUAUAAUUGCACUUCUUUGGAUUUGUCUUAUUAUUGUUCUUUUUGUUCUUCCGCCAAUUUAUCCAGUUACUGCUAUUACAAUGAAUUAUGCAUCAGUUGGUGUUGGAAGUGUAAUUAUAUGUGCUGGAUGUGCUUAUUUUUUAUCAGCAAAAUAUUGGUUUCAAGGACCAAUUACUAAUAUAACUUUCAAUAAAGAAAAAACGGAUUUUAUCAUAAAAACUUUCUAA